Molecule: messenger RNA, 495 nt
Organism: Cuscuta europaea
Lineage: Eukaryota; Viridiplantae; Streptophyta; Magnoliopsida; Solanales; Convolvulaceae
Source: the annotation of a GenBank genome assembly
CAGAAGUCUCCGGCGGCGGCGCAAGGGGAGAGCAGCACGAGUGAUGAUAAGCAAAAGAGAAUGAUGCAUAGAGACAUUGAAAGGCAAAGAAGGCAAGAAAUGGCCAGCCUUUAUGCUUCUCUCCGCAGUCAACUCCCUUUAGAAUACAUCAAGGGAAAACGUUCAGCAUCUGAUCAUGUUUUGGAGGCAGUGAAGUACAUUGAACAUAAGCACAAGAUCAUCCGUGAGCUGGAAGAAAAGAGGGACAGAUUGAAGAGACUAAAAAGUGUUGUUUUUAAAGGCGAAGAUGAACCCAUAGCUGUCUUACCAGCAAUGGUUACAGUCCAGCCAUGCUUUGCUAAUUAUGGGGUUGAGAUCUUAAUAAACUCUGGGUCUCCCAAGCAAGGGUUUCGGGUUUCGAGGGCGCUUUCCCUACUGGCCAAACAAGGCCUUAAUGUCAUUAGCUGUGUAUGCUCAAGAGUUGAGGAUAGAAUGCUCCACACCAUUAGAGCUGAG